AGAAUCUUCUGCUUUUUCUUAAUUUAAGGUCGUUUCAGCGGAUCCUUAACUUUGCUUGAAGCCUUGAAUACAAAAAUCAUCAGAAUCUUUAUAACAACAGUUAAAAAAAACGUGAUAUAAUGGAAUUGUUCUCAUUACCACAUGAAGUAUUGGAAGCGAUAAUCUCUCUAUUAACGCCACUAGAUAUCAUUUCUUUGUCAUCGACCUGUAAAUUCUUUCAUGAAUUGAUGUUGAGUGACAAAGUUUGGGUAACAUCAUGUUACACAAAAUUUGGAAUAAAAUUACGUGCUAGUGGUGGGUUUGCACAAAAGUUUUAUAAAAAAGUGUUACAUAAGUAUGGGAAAUUUUUGGGCUUGUGGAAUAGACAUGCAGAUUGCUAUGGAGGGCUAUUACAUAUAAAGUAUUUAGAUGAGAAAUUAUGUGCCUUUGAUCUACAACUCCCCAAGGAUCCACACAUAAGUAACCCUUUGAGGCCAAAAAUAGUAUUUUCAAUAGAGUUAGAUGAACUGGACAACCUUAGCAUUACAUGCUGCAUCAACCCACUUAAAAAGCACCAAUGCGCUUUACAUUAUGGGAAAAAGGCAUUGACUCCAAGUAGUCCUCAGUCAUUUUACCUAACAAGGCAAUGUGCAAAUGGUAUUGAAAAUGCAGAUCACCAAGAUAUUCUUGAUGAUUUAGAGAAUUGGCUUGAUGAACAGAGUGACUAUCUUGGAGAACAUUCAGCGUAUACUCGAACACAAAUGAUCUACAAGUACAUGGUACUUCGACAAACAGCUUUAAAAACUCAUUACUCGAAACUAGUUCUCCCUCAACAAUGUGAUUUUCGCGUACCAAUCAAACCAGGACUAUUCAAAGGGACAUACUCAUCCCAUGGCCUAGAGCUAAUCAUGCUUACCUAUGAAGAGGUGAACAAAGUGAAUGCUGUUAAAAUUUCGGGUGAUCAAAAUAUUCCGGCUGGUCAAAUUACUUUUCGCGCAGAUCUCCCAUUCUGCAUGCACCUCUCCCAAAGAGAACAGGAAAGCUUUGAAAAUAUUGAAUCAGUACAGCCAGCUUCAUCAGAAGUUGAAUGGCAUGAGUUACCUACACCACAGCCUUUCGUUGUUCCAUACGAUUGCGUUGAGCGUCACGAUCAAGUGCCCGACAGCUGCAAAGCAAGAUUCCAUGGUUUUGGACAGAUUGCAGAAGAAGGAUUUCGAGAGCCUACGUUCGUUGAGGGUCAUUGGAUAGUUUUUAAUGAAAAUCUAUUCGGCUUCCUGUGGAUAAGUUUGCAAUCCCUUAGUAUGUACCACCGUGUUCAAGAGGAAUUAACUAAUUAAUCGAGUCACAUGUGUAAUACGAAAAGAUGAAUAACUGGCAAACAAUCAA
This is a messenger RNA of Daphnia pulicaria, 1365 nucleotides long. RefSeq names its product F-box only protein 31-like. The record is from RefSeq and is a predicted model, not a curated record. The coding region runs from base 120 to 1316 and encodes 398 amino acids. Gene Ontology annotation, molecular function: protein binding. Lineage: Eukaryota; Metazoa; Arthropoda; Branchiopoda; Diplostraca; Daphniidae. The transcript is spliced from 8 exons.